Messenger RNA from Protobothrops mucrosquamatus (brown spotted pit viper), 743 nucleotides. It is a transcript of the gene LSM1, whose product is annotated as LSM1 homolog, mRNA degradation associated. The record is from RefSeq and is a predicted model, not a curated record. Lineage: Eukaryota; Metazoa; Chordata; Lepidosauria; Squamata; Viperidae. Gene Ontology annotation, molecular function: RNA cap binding. Gene Ontology annotation, biological process: deadenylation-dependent decapping of nuclear-transcribed mRNA. The transcript has 4 exons. The coding region runs from base 166 to 567 and encodes 133 amino acids. Gene Ontology annotation, cellular component: Lsm1-7-Pat1 complex; P-body.
GGAACUCCCGUGCGCACCAACCCGCCGCUGGGCACGGGUCCCCUUUUGUCUCCCCGCCCCGCCGGAGCUUGUGCUUCCGGACCGGGCGGGGAAAGGCCAAGAGCAGGUUCCGCUUCUCCCAGGGCCGGUGCGGGAGGCGCAGCUUCCGCUGCGUCCGGGGGAAAAAUGAAUUACAUGCCGGGCACGGCCAGCCUCAUCCAAGACAUCGACAAGAAACACUUGGUCCUCCUUAGAGAUGGCAGAACACUGAUUGGAUAUUUACGCAGCAUUGAUCAGUUUGCAAAUCUGGUUUUGCACCAAACAGUGGAGCGCAUUCACGUGGGCAAAAAGUAUGGUGACAUCCCUCGCGGCAUCUUCGUAGUCAGAGGCGAGAAUGUUGUACUCCUGGGAGAAAUUGACCUGGAAAAGGAAAGUGACACCCCUUUGCAGCAAGUCUCGAUAGAGGAAAUCUUGGAAGUUCAACGGGUAGAGCAGCAAACGAAGCAAGAAUCGGACAAGUUAAAAACGCAAGCGCUGAAAGAGCGCGGCCUCUCCGUUCCAAGGGCUGAUACACUAGACGAAUACUAAGUAUUUACCUGAACUGUCUCCCAAAGAUUGAGGAGACUAUGUACUGAAGUGCCCAAGCGAUGGACAACUAUUUUUUUUUAUUAUUAUUAUUUCAGAUUCCUUCCCCCCCCUCCACCCUCAAGGGCAAAAAACAGUUGGAUCACCGUGACGUAAACUGUAGUUCUUCCCGUUUCACC